Messenger RNA from Brenthis ino (lesser marbled fritillary), 2439 nucleotides. The record is from the annotation of a GenBank genome assembly. Lineage: Eukaryota; Metazoa; Arthropoda; Insecta; Lepidoptera; Nymphalidae.
AUGGCAUUAAAUUUAGAAAGUUGUGAUAGUUUACCCCCAGAUGAAGAACCCAAACUAAAAUAUGAUCGAACACAAUGGGGAGUGAUACACCUAUUGGAUCAUGAAGGAAACACAGUGCCUAUAUCGCAAGACAACAAUCAGAAAGACUUGCAAGCUCAUGCAAUUGCAGUUAAUAAAAUCUCAGUAGAUCUUAAUGGAGACUACAUCGCCAGUUGUUCUGAUGAUGGCAAAGUAUUGGUGUAUGGUCUGUACUCAAAUGAUAAUACUCAUAACUUGACAUUGGGAAGAGUUGUAAAAUCAAUUGCCUUGGACCCUUUUUACUUUAAAUCAGGCUCUGGCAGACGAUUCCUCACAGGUGAUAAUAAACUGAUCCUUUAUGAAAAAACAUUCUUGAAUCGUCUGCGCAGUACAGUCCUAUGUGAGUGUGAAGGUUAUGUUCAAGCAAUAGCAUGGCAUGACCGAUUUAUAGCUUGGGCCAGUGAAGUAGGAGUGCGUGUCUAUGACCUCGUGGCGAGAUGUUCGUUGGGUCUAAUUCAGUGGGAAAGAAAUCCUAAUCGCUCCAUAGAGGACUUUCGUUGCAAUCUUCUUUGGUCAGCUAAAAAGACUCUCAUGAUUGGUUGGGUAGAUACCAUCCGAAUAUGUGUCAUACGGAAGCGCAGUCAAAUCGAGCUACAAACGCGUGAUGUGACCGAAUAUCUCGUAGAUCCAGUACACACAUUUCAAACUGACUAUUUUAUUAGUGGACUUGGACCUUUGGACGAUCAGUUAGUAAUUCUUGGUGUGCCUAAAGAGCGUGAUGCCGAAACACAUAAAGCGCAAAGGCCUGUGAUUUCGGUGGCGGAUUAUAAAGAUUGUGAGUUUUGCGAAGUCUCGACUGAUAGCUUAAAUAUUCGAGGGUAUGAGGAAUACAAUUGUAACGACUACUAUUUGGAUAUGAUUAUAGAAGAAAAUAGAUUUUUUAUAGUGUCUCCGAAAGAUAUAGUGGUAGCUAGCCCUUACGAUAUCGAUGAUAGGGUCGAUUGGUUAGCUAAGCAUGGCCGAUUUGAAAAGGCUAUAUCCGUACUUGAGGAAGUUGGUGGGAAAACGUCAAAGCAUUCUGUUGUCGAAGUUGGAGUUCAAUAUUUGGAUCACUUACUGUCGGAGCAUCUUUUCGAAGAAGCGGCUAUCCUUUGCGCUAGAAUAUGUAAAAACGAUAAAGUAUUAUGGGAAAAUCAAAUUCUAAAGUUCCUCGCAGUCAAACAACUGCGUGCUAUAAGCGCAUAUGUACCUAGAAAUCCGGACCAAGUUCUAAAUCCACACAUAUACGAACAAAUUUUUUGUGAAUACUUGGAAGUUGACGCACAAGGUUUCCUUAAACUAGUACAAGAAUGGAACCCUGCCUUAUAUAAAACAAGUGUUAUUGUCAAUAAGGUCUUAGAACAUUUGUUUACAACUGAAGUCGAUAAAAAUAUUUAUUUAGAAGCUUUAGCUCUGCUUUAUUGCUACCAAAAGAAAUACGAUAAAGCGCUGACCACGUACUUAGCAUUACAGCAUAAUGAUGUUUUUACGCUAAUAACCAAAUAUAACAUGUACUCGAUGAUACACGACAAAAUACUUGAUCUGAUGACUCUCAACUGUGAUAAGGCCAUCUCUGUGCUUUUAAACGAUAAGACCAAAGUUCCAAUUGAAGUUGUAGAGAAACAACUGAAGAACCAUGAUGAAUUUUUAUAUAAAUAUUUAGACGCAUACAGCAAAGUUGAGCAGACCGGACAAUACCAUGGAGAACUCAUUAGGUUAUACGCUCGAUUUAAUCGCAACAAGUUACUGCCGUUCCUAAAGUGCAGUGACAAUUAUCCUAUACAGAAAGCGCUGGAUGUCUGCACUAAUAAUGAGUUUUACCCUGAAAUGGUGUUCCUGCUCGGUCGCAUGGGCAACACGAGAGAGGCGCUACAAAUAAUCAUAGAGAAGUUGAAUGAUAUAAACCAAGCUAUUAACUUUUGCCAAGAACACAACGACAAAGAACUGUGGACUGAUCUCAUCAAACAAACAGUUGAUAAACCAGAGUGUGUCACGUUGCUGCUUAAAAGAAUUGGCAAUUACGUGGAUCCUAGGAUGCUCAUACAGAAUAUACAAUCUGGGUGCGAAAUUAAGGACUUGAAGGAGUCGCUUGCGAAAAUGAUGUGCGACUAUCAUUUACAAAUGUCCGUACAGGAAGCGUGUAAAGUCAUUACUCUAAGAAAUUAUUUCGACCUCCACGAGAAGCUGAUCAUCAACCAGCAGAGAGGGAUAUCGGUGACUGACGACUUUUUGUGCAGUGUGUGCCAAGGACGCAUAAUUAUUCGAGAUCUUUCUAACGCGUCGGACUUAGUUGUUUACAACUGCCGGCAUUCUUUCCACAUAGAAUGUCUCCCAGACGGCAUGAAGUGCGAUCACUGCAGCGUCUGCAGCGCGGUGAAAAUG